Miniopterus natalensis is the source of this 1017-nucleotide messenger RNA. RefSeq names its product methyltransferase 23, arginine (gene METTL23). Gene Ontology annotation, cellular component: cytoplasm; nucleus. Lineage: Eukaryota; Metazoa; Chordata; Mammalia; Chiroptera; Miniopteridae. The record is from RefSeq and is a predicted model, not a curated record.
GUAGGGUAUAUUUGUUCCGUUAGAGUUACAGCCUCAGCCUAGAAUAGCUAUUAAGCCAUUGAGUCCCUCAAUAAGUGCUUGUUGAAUGAAAUGUUUGCAGUGCUUACCACAUGGUAUAGCAGUUUCAUAUCCCCCCAUAGGAUGUGGAUUGGAGCAGGGAACUGUCACUUUUGUAAUGGAUACCAGCGCCAGGCACUCAGUAAUUGCCAAGUUUAAGCAUUCCACUUCCAGUAGAUAUUUAUGGUGUACAAAAAUUCUUUUCAGGUCCUGCAUCUUCAGUAUGGAAUGUAUGUUUGGCCCUGUGCUGUGGUCCUGGCCCAGUACCUGUGGUUUCACAGAAGAUCUCUACCAGGCAAGGCUAUCUUAGAGAUUGGAGCUGGAGUGAGCCUUCCAGGAAUUAUAGCUGCAAAAUGUGGCGCUGAAGUAAUCCUGUCAGAUAGUUCAGAGCUGCCGCACUGUCUAGAAAUCUGUCAGCAGAGCUGCCACAUGAACCACCUGCCACAGGUGCGUGUUGUAGGACUAACGUGGGGUCACCUACCUCUGGACCUUCUGGCUUUGCCACCACAAGAUAUUAUUCUUGCAUCUGAUGUGUUCUUUGAACCAGAAGAUUUUGAAGACAUUUUAACUACAGUGUACUUUUUGAUGCAGAAGAAUCCCAAGGUCCAGUUGUGGUCUACUUACCAGGUAAGAAGUGCUGACUGGUCACUUGAAGCCUUGCUCUACAAGUGGGACAUGAAAUGUGUCCACAUUCCUCUGGCGUCUUUUGAUGCAGACAAGGAAGAUAUAGCAGAAUCUGCCCUUCCAGGAAGACAUACUGUUGAAAUGCUGGUCAUUUCCUUGGCAAAGGACACUCUGAAUUAUACCUACAAGCUGACCACCUCAGCUUGAGAGUACAAGCAGUGGAUUUGAAGAUGGUCAGAUCUGUUGGCCUUAAGACUGUGAUGGGUAACCUAGACAAUGUUCAUGGAGACUACACAGCCAUGAAAACAAAAAUUAAAACACCUAUUAAGAAAAGGA